Molecule: messenger RNA, 1423 nt
Organism: Nilaparvata lugens (brown planthopper)
Lineage: Eukaryota; Metazoa; Arthropoda; Insecta; Hemiptera; Delphacidae
Product: leucine-rich repeat extensin-like protein 3
Exons: 3
Coding region: 122-1225 (367 amino acids)
Molecular function (GO): protein binding
Source: RefSeq, a predicted model, not a curated record
UAGGUUGAUGAGAAUUGUAUAAAAAGAGGUCCAUUCCAUUGUGAAAUCACACUCAACAGCUGAACUUCUCUAAGUUCAGUUGAGGGCUUCUGGUUUACUCUGAAACCCGUAGUGCCACAUCAUGGCUACUUUACGGGGCUUCAUCGCCUUGGCAUGUGUAUUGCUUUGCGCAUACACAGCGGAAAGCACAAAAUAUGAAUGUAGCAUGGUGUGUCCGUUCAUCUAUAAGCCAGUAUGUGCAUUCAAUGGAGAUGAACACAGAGAAUUUUCAAAUAAAUGUCUCAUGGAAUCCGAGAAUUGCCAGAAAGACGAUUGUUUCGAGGUAGUUUGCGAGGGAACAUGUCCAUGUGUUAGACCACCUUACCCACCGCCGCCACCACCUCCAACACCGCCUCCCCCACCACCACCGCCACCACCACCACCGCCGCCACGACCUCCACCAUACUAUCCUCCACCACCACCACCACCUCCGCCACCACCAUCACCUCCUCCUCCACCACCACCGCCUCCACCACCACCACCGCCACCACCCCCUCAUCCAUACUAUCCUCCACCAUAUCCACCUCCACAUCCACCUCCACCACCACCACCGCCUCCACCGCCACCGCCACCAUCACCACCACCGCCACCUCCUCCGCCAUACUAUCCUCCACCACAUCCUCCUCCACAUCCACCGCCACAACCACCUCCAUAUCCACCUCCAUAUCCACCUCCACGUCCACCUCCACCACCACCUCCACCACCGCCUCCACCACCACCACCACCACCUCCUCCGCCAUACUAUCCUCCACCACAUCCUCCACCACAUCCACCUCCACAUCCACCUCCAUAUCCACCUCCAUAUCCACCUCCACGUCCACCACCACAUCCACCUCCACAUCCACCGCCAUAUAAUCCACCGUAUUACCCUCCGAAGUAUCCUCCUCAUCCACCCCCACCACAUCGCCCAAUUUACCCAUACCCACCCAAACCUUACUACCCACCACCACCUCCUCCACCACCUCCUCCUCCACCACCUCCUCCUCCACCACCACCACCCCCUCGUCCACCUCUUCCUCCACCACCACCACCACCUCCUCCACCUCAUCCUAUACCACCACCUCCACCACCUCCUUAUAAUCAUCCAGUCAAACCUUAUCCUCCACCCCCACCGAAACCAGAUCAUCAUGGAGGCUACAACGAUAUCCAACCAAUUAAGCCUUUCUCCACAAGCAAAGAUUGGUGAAUCGUUUAUCUACAGAUUCAAAUCCCCUGCGAAUUGACAACUUCUUCUUCUAGGAUAGUAUUUCCAAUUCGAUUAUUGAUAUCAUAAAUAAUGAAAUUAUAUUUAUAUAUGUACUGGACUUCUCAACCUACUGAUACUGUAUUGUAGAGUGUAUACUUGAUUCAAUAGAACAUUAUAUUGAGUUGAUAAUUUGGUUUA